Messenger RNA from Schistosoma turkestanicum, 2390 nucleotides. NCBI's taxonomy places the organism in Eukaryota, Metazoa, Platyhelminthes, Trematoda, Strigeidida, Schistosomatidae. The record is from the annotation of a GenBank genome assembly.
AUCAAAUGGAAUAUUUGUGGAGAAAAUAAGAAUUUUAUUUGUAGUCUGGACAAAGAGUUGGCAUGUUCGCUAUUAUUGUAUUAUGUUUAGGCUUAUUCAGUCCUAUUCAAGAUUUGUUAGCCAAAGAAGGUCAAGAAAACAAUGGCUGGUCUAUGAUUAUGGAAGUUGAAGUCGAAGAUCCUACCCAUAAUUCUUCAUUUUAUGAAACUAAUGGACAAAAUAAUUUAGUGAAUAAUUAUAAGAACCAAUAUUUCCAGGAGAAGAACAAUGAAACAUUACCAGACCAUGUUAAUGCUCACUAUUUGAUGCCUGAUGCAACCAGUUGUGGAUCGUUUUUGUGCCAUAACCAGGGACUAUGCUAUAUUGAUGUACAUUCAUCUUCUUCAAAAUGCCUAUGUUCACUUGGAUAUUCAGGUGAUUUUUGUGACAAAGUCAAUGAAGGUUACCAGUUUCCUUAUAUUGAGCAAGGUGGUUAUCUGAAAUUUCAUUUCAAAACGUCUGCACUAUACAGUCGUAUCAAUCAAAGUUUCAUGAAUAGAGAUCAUGAAGUGUCAAGCAAUAAUACUCAUACCUUCACAGUGGAUUUUGAAAUUCGACCAAAUCUUACUGAUGGAAUUUAUCUAUUAGUAUCUCAUGAUUCAAACAAAGGAGAUUUUAAGUUUUCACUCAGUAUUGAAAAUGGAUACGUAGUAUACAGAUCUCUACGAAUUUCUAAAACAAAUUAUGAACCAUAUUUUAAAGAGGAAAUCCAGGAAGUCAUUCCAUGGUCAGACGUUACACAAUAUGAAAAGUACUUGAAAAAUGUCUACGAUAUGGAGUACAGCUACGUCUCCUUUGGUGGACAUCCUGAUUUAACUAAAACAGGAGGUCCAAUCCAUUUUCUUGGUUAUACUUUUGAGAAAAGUUAUAGUGGAUGCAUACAGAAUAUACGAAUUAAUGAAAUUUCUAUAGAUCCCAGACGUAAGGCUUUUGUAGGAGAUGCUGUGGAUGGAUAUGGAAUUACUAACUGUGGUUUCGGCUUAUGUGAAAAGCUAAAAUGCAAAAAUAAUGCCACAUGUUUGCAAACUUCUGGUUCCAGUGUCAUCUGUCAAUGCCCUUUGGGAACUGCGGGUCAACAAUGUGAAAGUAAAGUUGAUCUAAUCAUGCCAUCCUACAAUGGAUAUUCGUAUACCGAGUAUAUCGGUUUGAGUGGAACAUCAUCAUCAUUCACCACAUUAGAACUUCAUUUUAGACCAUUAAAACCAGACGGACUGAUUUUAUAUGAAGGUUAUAGUCAUGAUAGGCGUGGAGAUUUCUUGGCUAUUAUUUUAGUCCAUGGAUAUGUUGUAGUGGCGUUUGAUUUAGGUUCUGGUUCGGCAUUUUUAAAAAAUGAUAAAGAAAUAAAAUUAAACGAAUGGCAUAUCAUACACUUCUGGCGAGUCGGUCGUGAAGGUUAUCUCCAAGUCGAUUCAGAUGAGCGGAUUAUGACAAACUAUUCACUUGGUUUACAAGUUCAGCUAACAUUAACUUACUCAUUAUUUCUUGGUGGACAUCCAAACUCUAAUUUUAUAUCAACUCAAAUAAAACCAUUUAUUGGACAUUCAACAAAUCUGAGUAUUGGAUUUCAAGGAUGCAUCAGUAAAAUUGAAACAAAUGGAAUACUUAUUGAUCCUAUUAAGAAUGCGAUAGGUGGUGUAAAUGUUUUAAAUUGUGCCGGACAAGAAUGUGGAUUUUCAAACCCUGUAUGUUUAAACAACGGAAAAUGUUUGCAAAACUCAAAAGGUUUUUCCUGUAUAUGCCCACUUGGAUUCCAGGGAAAGAACUGUAAAGAAAAAGUUAAUUGGCAAGGAAAGCAAUUAGCUGCAUUUGAAGAGAACAGUUUCGUCAAAUUUACAGCCAAUUCAUUGAACUAUAGACCAAAUAAUCGUCAUUAUCAUAUAUCGUUUGAAUUUCGGCUAUCUAAUAAAAGUUUUGGAACGAGUAUAACGUCUAUGAAAGAUUAUCCAUUGGCAAAGAAUACAACAUUCAAUUUGUUCAAACAAUAUUUAGUCUAUGGUGUAUUUCAAAGUGUACACCAAGUACAAAAUGUUUUAAUUCAACUUCUUCCCAGUAGAAGACUAAAAUUAGGCUUAGAAUAUGUACAAAUUGAAAAAGAAAUAGUCUCCUUAUCUAACCAAAAAAAUCAAUCUUUAAACAAUGACGAAUUAUGGAACACUAGUCGCAAUCAAUUCGGCCAACGUAGAUUAGUACAAAAGUAUGACAUUUCGGAGAUAUUGCAAUUGGGAUACUACUGGCAUAAACUUCUACUCACAAACGUUUUAAAGCUCCUAAGUGACAAUAUAACAUUUUUGGGACUAAAACGCUCAUCUGAUAUCAAGGAAACGUUUGUCCAUGGAGAUCAAAAUCAUUGA